Molecule: messenger RNA, 2954 nt
Organism: Panicum virgatum (switchgrass)
Lineage: Eukaryota; Viridiplantae; Streptophyta; Magnoliopsida; Poales; Poaceae
Product: mitochondrial proton/calcium exchanger protein-like
Exons: 15
Coding region: 264-2558 (764 amino acids)
Biological process (GO): intracellular monoatomic cation homeostasis
Cellular component (GO): mitochondrial inner membrane
Molecular function (GO): ribosome binding; calcium ion binding
Source: RefSeq, a predicted model, not a curated record
AUCCACUGCAAGACAUGUGCGGCGGCUCGCGGCCCCUGCAGUGUCGAGUCCCUUCCUUUUCUUUCUUUCUCCGCACGGCUGCUUCAUUUGACUCCCUCCCCCUCCCCUCCCCUCCCUCUUCCCCACUCAUCCAAAGCCCUAAACCCUACCCCGCGCCGCUGCCCGGGCCAGCCCAUCCACCCCGCCUCCGCUCGGCGCCGCGUCCCUCUCCUGGAUUAUACCCUAAGGCAUGAACUUGGCCUUCCCACCUGGAAAGUGAGAAGAUGGCUGCACGAGCAAUCGCUAGGAGAAGGAAAUAUCUUUUGGAACAUAUUAACACACCUAUCCUCUCAUCUUCCUCUACCUUCCAACAUGGAGGAAUUGGUUUGGGGGCUGAGCCAAGAACAGCACAGCGGUUUCUGGAGCAAAUCUCUGGGGACUCAAAAUCUGAGAAGGGGCAAUGUAGUGUGAAUUUGACUAAGAGGAACUUGGCAGGCCUUGCUAAUGGGUUUCUGCGAUGCCCAGCUCAUGGGAUAUCUCUUUCUUAUUGUGGAAUUGGAAAGAAUGACUUCAGGUUGCCGUUGGGAGCUAGAUCUAUGCUGCAGUCAUUCCACACAUCAUCAACUGCAACUGCAGGGCAACCUAAGUUGGAUAUUGAUGAUGAACAUAGUGAGGAUCAAAAGCAAAAUACAAAGAAAAAAGAGGCAUCCCCAGAAGAAUGUGAUCAAGCUGUGGAAGGUCUUAGCACUGCAAAAGCUAAAGCCAAAGCUAAGCAGGUACCAGAAUCUCUGAAGGCUAGCCAAUCAGUCAUACAGAAAUUCUGGGCAAGGCUUCUGGGUAUUGGCCCUGCUCUGCGAGCUAUUGCUUCUAUGAGCAGGGCUGAUUGGGCUGCAAAGCUUAAGCAUUGGAAGGAUGAAUUUGUUUCUACACUGCAGCAUUAUUGGUUAGGGACAAAACUACUCUGGGCGGAUGUUAGGAUCUCAUCAAGAUUGCUGGUGAAACUUGCUGGUGGAAAAGGCCUUUCUAGAAGAGAGAGACGACAGCUGACACGCACAACAGCUGAUAUCUUCAGGCUGGUACCAUUUGCUGUGUUCAUAAUUGUUCCUUUCAUGGAAUUCUUGCUGCCAGUGUUCCUCAAGUUAUUUCCAAACAUGCUGCCAUCAACUUUCCAGGACAAAAUGAAAGAAGAGGAAGCAUUGAAAAGGAAACUAAAAGCAAGGAUGGAAUAUGCAAAAUUUUUGCAAGAUACAGCAAAAGAAAUGGCAAAGGAAGUUCAAACAUCUCGUAGUGGAGACAUAAAACAGACAGCUGAAGAUCUGGAUGAAUUUAUGAACAAGGUUAGGAGAGGUGAACGGGUCUCGAAUGAUGAAAUCUUGAGCUUCGCGAAGCUUUUCAAUGAUGAACUUACUUUGGAUAAUAUGAGCAGACCACGCCUGGUAAAUAUGUGCAAAUAUAUGGGUAUCCGACCUUUUGGUACAGACAACUACUUGAGGUUCAUGCUUCGCAAAAAGCUGCAAGACAUUAAGAAUGAUGAUAAGAUGAUUCAAGCUGAGGGUGUUGAGUCUCUUUCUGAAGAGGAACUUCGUCAAGCCUGCCGGGAACGUGGUCUCCUAGGUUUGCUGUCAACCGAAGAGAUGCGACAACAGCUCCGAGACUGGUUGGAUCUCUCACUAAAUCAUUCUGUGCCAUCUUCACUUCUCAUACUUUCGAGAACUUUUACUGUAUCUGGUAAAGUGAAACCUGAGGAGGUUGUUGUAGCAACACUAUCUUCACUACCAGAUGAAGUUGUGGAUACAGUUGGGACAGUACUGCCAUCUGAAGAUUCUGUUUCAGAGAGGAGGAGAAAACUGGAAUUCCUUGAGAUGCAGGAAGAACUUAUCAAGGAGGAAGAGAAAAAGAAGAAGAAAGAAGAAAAAGCGAAACAAGAGAAAGAAGAGAAGGCAAAGCUCAAAGAACCAGAUGGUGCCUCUCAAGAUUUAGCGUUGAAAGAAAUGACUGAAGCUACUGCUAGGGAAGAAGAAGAACUGCAAAAGGCAAAACAGCAUGACAAGGAAAAACUCUGUAAUAUUAGCCGAGCAUUGGCGGUGCUCGCAUCUGCAUCUUCUGUAAGCAAGGAGCGUCAAGAGUUCCUGGGCCUUGUCAACAAGGAGAUAGAACUAUAUAACUCCAUGCUCGAGAAGGAGGGCACAGAGGGUGAAGAAGAAGCUAAGAGAGCAUACAUAGCUGCUAGGGAGGAGUCAGACCACCAGGCUGAGGCCGCUGCUGAAGAGAAAGUCUCAUCAGCACUGAUUGAGAAGGUUGAUGCUAUGCUUCAAGAAUUAGAAAAGGAGAUCGAUGAUGUGGACGCACAAAUAGGAAACCGUUGGCAACUUCUUGAUAGGGACCAUGAUGGCAAGGUGACCCCUGAAGAGGUGGCGGCAGCGGCAGCUUAUCUUAAGGACACAAUAGGAAAGGAAGGAGUCCAAGAGCUCAUCAGCAACCUUUCUAAAGAUAAAGAAGGAAAGAUCCUUGUCGAAGACAUUGUGAAGCUAGCAUCACAAACAGAGAACAAUGAAGAGGAAGAGGAAGCACGGCAGUAGCUGGUACAGGCGUCAAGCAUUUGGGAACAUCAAUCUUAUUUAGAUAGGUGGCGUAUUUAUACUAUCUCAUCGGGCAGAAAGUUCAAGAGAUCUGAGCUACUAAUUGCAGUGUGCAAUGUGCAAAUUGAAAAGCAUUGCAUCCAUUUUUUGUGCCUCUGGUCUGACUUCGAUAGGGUAACUUCCAAUUAGUAAGAUAGACUUGCUUUAAAGAUGUUGACAUGCGUAUGGUUGCAGUGCUGUGGUUCGGCAGGUAAAUCACAACCAAAAUCUCAACUGGUUGCUAUGGAAGUGGAAAUACAGAUCCGCUUAUGGAAGUGGAUCUACUUUAAAUUCUUAAGUAACAGUUCGUGGAUGUUCGGGUAAUGCAUGAUCCGUUUAUGGAUUAUGGUUUUAGCA